GAUGUGGAUAAAAACAAAGUCUGUCUGUGAAAGAAAGUUUCCUGAUCCCGAGGAGACUUGGUUUGGGAGAGGAGCUGUGCGCUGACUUCAGCUCUACUCAGAAGAACAGGCAGGUUCUUCUGCAAAGGGGGAGGGGGAGAGGAAAAGCCAUCAUUUAUUCCUGAAAAGAAAGGAGCUGGGAAAAUAAAAAAAGCUACUGAACAGCUAGACAUUCGUAUUUUAAAGAGAAGGAUGCUUUGGAAGACUCUGGUGCUGCUGCUGUUCUAUUACAGUGCUUAUGCCACUGUGACCCACAGAUGGAGCAGAGCUGUGCUUUUCCCAGCUGCUCAGAGAUUCAAGAGGUCCUCAGCUGCCUUCCUCAACCCAGUGUUACAGCACUCGCUGGAAGAUGUGGUCCUGCUUUAUGAGUUUCUUUUAGCUGAGCUUGACAUUGACAAAGGUCAGAGGAUCUCCAUCAAAGAUGAGGAGCUGGCUUCCCUGAGGAAGGCUGCUGAGUUUGACACCAUCUGCAACGAGAUUAUCCCCAAGAGCAUCCCAGAGAUCCGCAGGCUGAGCAGCAGGCUGUCUUCCUACCCGAGGGUCCUCAAGAAGGAAGACUUUGAAAGGACAGUGCUGACCAUGGUCUACACAGCCUACAGAGCUGCCCAGUCCCAGGGGCACCAGAAGGACACUUGGGCUGAAUCCUUUGUCAAUCUCUACAAAGCUCUGAAGAACGACUUGAUGCUCCCAUACAGCAAACAGCCUUCAUAGUGGAAGGGGAGCAGCAGCUCAGCCAGCUGCUCUGGCUGGUGAAGGACACCUUGUAGCACACCCACCACUUUAUUCUGGCAAGAGUUUCAUAGCCUGCUUCGUGAGAGAUUGUUCGUUUUCUGGCUCCCUCUUGUGGACUCUGCUUUCUAGUUCCGUGCUAAAUGGUGAAAACGUCUUCAGUCCUGGGAAUUUGAUUUUUGUGCUGGCUUGGAGGCACCUUCUGUGACAGGAAAAGAAGGCAGUCUGGUGUACACCCAAACUGCACACCCAGACAGGCCUUUGUUUCAGGCAAACCCUCGAUUCAUCCUCUGGGUUUCCCAUAAGCAAUGCAUAAAUAUACAUAUGUGCUUGUGCUCACAUGCUGGUGUGUAAGUGCUGCAGAGUGCUGCUCUCCUAGCUGGGAUUCACCUCAAUCCAAGCUCGUGUUCUGGCUGACCAGAAAGAGGAUAUUGCACAGGGAUGAAGGUCUGCUGCCUUCAGAAAUUGUGCCACAUAUUAUCCAUUCCAAAUGUUCUCAUAAAUAAGCACCCUCUGAUUCACUUUAUUUGGCCGAGCCGAGUUUAAUUGCAAUAACAUUUUCAGAAGACAAAGGGCAUUGUGAAGACCAGCAGCAAACAAUGCCUGUGAACGUAUUCCCCACUUCCUGGAGCUGUCCUCCCAAACACUCUGCAAUCAUUCUUUCAUUGUUUGCACAUGACUUUGCUUCUGCUGCUUGGAUUUUUUUUUUUUUUUGAAAGGAGCAUGUAUUUGUCCUCACUGGAAUCCAAGGCAAGACAAAAGCCCUAUUUAAUUUAAAAAUGACACAUUUUUCCUGGUUCUAUCACUUGAACGUAGAUCAUCCAAACCUGUGCUCCAGAAUCCCCCUGAGGCAAGGGAGGAAGGUGCAUUAAAACAUACCUGGUGCUGAAUUUGGCACUGUGGCUCUCUUUUUUUAACAGUAAAUUGUAUAUUCAUUUCAGUAUCCUUGUGUUUGUGUGUGUGUGUCUGUGUUCAUGCAUGUGUGUGCACAUGAGUGCUGAGUACGUAGAAGAAUCCCAAAUUGUUCAGUCAGUGAACAAUUGCAUCUGACCACUUGGCAGAAAAGGCUAUUUACCAAUUCAGUGGUGCAAAUUAUGAUGGGACCAGCAAAGGAAAAACUGUAGAAAUACUGCAACCAAUUAUAAUGAACUCCCAAACAAGUCAUGAACGAAAAAUAGACAGAAAAAGGAGAUCUAUUUUGUCAGAAGGAUGACUAGCUAUCAAAAAUCCAAACUCUUCUGAAUCAAACCCCCCUAAUGUUUAUGUACAGGAGAUACAAACUCUGUUCUUCUAUGGAUAUUAGAGGUGCUUCUGCUUCCAGGCCAUGGGAAAAUAGCUGAACAUUUAUUUCAUCCUUUCAUAGCAUCAUUUUCUGUUUUUCUGCUGCAUCAUAUAUUAAGGAUGCAGGUCAAAAUCACAAACCCCUGAGACUAAAACAAACCUAAGGAUUCCAGCCCAAGUUCUGAAUCACAUUUGACUGCUUUUGCAUCACUUGAGCAAAAGGAAUUAAUUCUUCUCUGUCCCUUAACAGAGGUACUGCAAGGAUUGGAGCUGAAAAAAGUCCACCCAGAAGCACAGCAAAGAGCACAGUGCAAGCAGUCAGAGCGCUGGGUUUGGCAAACAAGCCCAGUUUGUGGGUUUGGGGAAGCACAGCAGCCCUGGGGCAGUCUGGCCAUGGCAUUAGCAGCUGGACAAAGGGCUUAUAAAAGACAGACUCAGUCUUGUUUCCCCCAGGAGUUUCUGGAUUUUUGUGUGUACAAGUGUGCACGUUCAUUUAGACACACCAAUGUGUAAGUGCGCUUUUAUACCUGGAGGAUUUUGUUGGCCAUCUUCAAAGCCUGUCUGGCAGAUGGCAAAGGAAACUGCAAAAUUCAGGCACAAAGCUGUGGGCCACAAAUAUCUCUGUCUGCUCUGCUUGCACACACAGAGCUCAGCACCCCCAGAGCAGCCUUGCUUUCCUGCCCAUGUGCCCUUUGAGCCCUCAGCUUUAACACUGAUGAUCUGCUUGUGAUUUCUUCCCUCUCCCACCCCCCAUGCUUUAUGAACACAUGAAAGGGAAAUGCCACAGAGUGCAGCUCUGCCUUUCCAGCUCUGCUUCCUGGCUCCCUGAAACACCACUUGCUGGAAGAGCCUGGAGUAGGGCAAUUCAUAAAUGCCUCAUAGCCAGCUACUCAAGUCUGCAAAAAUCACAAGAAAGAGAACUCAAGCAAAUAUUAAUUUCUGUCAGAGGACUAGAGCAAAUAUUAUUUGUUAUCUCACCAAUCAGAGAAAUACCUCCCAGCCAUGCUCCUUGCCCCAUAACAGGACUGCCCAGCAGAGUUUACUAAUCAUAACAUAUCCCAUAAAAAAGAAUUACAGAUAAUUUUUAAUAUCUUAUAAUUCCCUAUGGCAUACAUACCUUACCAUACUUACAAAUUGGUAACUGAAACAUUUAUUUCCCCAACAGAAAAUAAAGGUUUUAUGAGUUUGUUUCCCUCCUUCUUUUACUGUGUGUAAUGUAAGAAAGAGGUUUAUUCCUUGGGAAAGUGCUUGGACUGCCCAGGUUAAUUUAACAGAGACUCUCAAUGUAAUA
Messenger RNA from Serinus canaria (Common canary), 3340 nucleotides. It is a transcript of the gene FAM180A, whose product is annotated as family with sequence similarity 180 member A. Bases 232 to 750 code for a protein of 172 amino acids. The transcript is spliced from 3 exons. The record is from RefSeq and is a predicted model, not a curated record. Lineage: Eukaryota; Metazoa; Chordata; Aves; Passeriformes; Fringillidae.